CUUUGAUCGAAAGCUGACGUAAGCUUCAAUUCUAUUCUGCCUCCAUCUCCUUUCUAUUACGCUCUUCAUCUUCUAGCUCUUCGACUUCCCCCACUUUCGGCGGCCUCCGCAUCCUUGGUUGCCCACUGCAUCCUCAUUCAGAAGGGCGGAGGAUGGCCCUCUACGUUAUCUCGCGGCGGUUAUCGGGCGGAUCAUCGGCUGUGCAUCCUUCCCUGGCCUUACGUCUUGCUCUCUCUUCUAGGGCCUAUUCUACUUCGUUUAGAGAAGAAAGAGAUACCUUUGGACCAAUUCAAGUCCCAUCCGACAAAUUAUGGGGCGCGCAAACUCAAAGGUCGUUGCAGAAUUUUGAUAUCGGUGGCGAGCGGGAACGAAUGCCUGAACCCAUUAUUCGUGCCUUUGGCGUCUUAAAAAAAGCCGCUGCUAAGGUGAACGUAGAAUACGGCCUUGAUCCCACCAUUGGGAAAGCUAUAAUGCAGGCUGCACAAGAAGUAGCGGAGGGGAAGCUAAAUGACCAUUUUCCACUAGUUGUAUGGCAAACUGGCAGCGGCACUCAAAGCAACAUGAAUGCUAAUGAGGUUAUUGCAAACAGAGCAGCUGAGAUUCUUGGUCAUAAGCGUGGUGAAAAGUUUGUGCACCCGAAUGACCAUGUCAAUAGAUCACAAUCUUCUAACGACACGUUUCCAACUGUAAUGCACAUCGCAGCUGCAACGGAAAUAAAUUCAAGACUAAUUCCAAAACUGAAAACCUUACAUUCUUCACUACAUUCCAAGUCUGUUGAAUUCAAAGAUAUUGUGAAGAUUGGGCGCACCCAUACUCAAGAUGCAACUCCGUUAACUCUUGGGCAGGAGUUUAGUGGCUAUACUACACAAGUGAAGUAUGGAAUUGAUCGAGUGAUGUGCACUUUGCCCCGAAUGUAUCAGUUGGCACAGGGCGGAACGGCUGUUGGGACUGGAUUGAAUACAAAGAAGGGGUUCGAUGUUAACAUAGCAGCAGCAGUAGCUGAGGAAACAAACUUGCCCUUUGUCACAGCAGAAAAUAAGUUUGAGGCCUUGGCUGCCCACGAUGCUUUUGUUGAAGCCAGUGGAGCCCUCAACACAGUUGCAACAUCUUUAAUGAAGAUUGCAAAUGAUAUACGUUUAUUAGGAAGUGGUCCUCGUUGUGGCCUUGGUGAACUCAUUCUUCCUGAAAAUGAACCAGGAAGCAGUAUUAUGCCUGGAAAGGUUAACCCUACCCAGUGUGAGGCUCUCACAAUGGUCUGUGCACAGGUCAUGGGAAACCAUGUAGCCAUCACAGUUGGUGGAGCAAACGGUCAUUUUGAACUCAAUGUAUUUAAACCGAUGAUUGCAGUUGUCUCCUGCAUGUAUGUUUCAUCCUCAUCGUCUCUUCAUCCCCAAUUACAACUUAUUUUAUGGCCUAUCCUAUGA
Neltuma alba is the source of this 1424-nucleotide messenger RNA. Its product is annotated as fumarate hydratase 1, mitochondrial. The record is from RefSeq and is a predicted model, not a curated record. Lineage: Eukaryota; Viridiplantae; Streptophyta; Magnoliopsida; Fabales; Fabaceae. Gene Ontology annotation, molecular function: fumarate hydratase activity. Bases 153 to 1424 code for a protein of 423 amino acids. Gene Ontology annotation, cellular component: mitochondrion. The transcript is spliced from 13 exons. Gene Ontology annotation, biological process: tricarboxylic acid cycle; fumarate metabolic process; malate metabolic process.